CGGUAAUUCAUUCUCACACAAGAGUGUCUUCUCUUUAUUUACCUGAGAAAAAUGGCGGAAGUUUGUUUACAUUUUUAACAACAAUGAAUGUAUUACUUAAAAUGUACAACACGCGGUAUAACAUCUAACAAGAAUUUAGUUCUGUUAUUUAAAGAUCAUAGCAGUGCGUUGAAUUGCGGCAUGCUUCCUGUUGGAGAACUUACAUUGCAUGUGAAGAAGUAGUUGACUGCAAAUAAAACGCAAAUUGAAUUUCGUAAUGGCAGUUGUAUCAGCUGAUGUUGUUACAUAAAAAUCAAUUUUCCACGAGCGAUUUUGUGACAGCAGAUCAGAGAUGAUUUAGGAAAGAUUAAUAUCGGGCGCUUCAAGAAAUUGUUGAUCAAUAUGCCUCAUAAUAAAUUUUAGAUUUACUGCUCUCAAAGACAGAAGACUCAAUCCAAAUGGAUUAAAACUGAUGGGAAAUACACGCAUUUUACAUUUAAAUGUAAAAUAUUUGAUUCACUAAGUGCACCAUUAAGUUUUGUGAAUAAUGCUUACGAUUCCGAGUUGACCGAGAGCACAGUCUUAAAGUAUUUAACGACAAAAUUAAGUUACUAAUGUCAAAGCUGGAUUUUGAAGUGAUCAUUUUUGAAGAUAAAUUUAUGAUUUUAGGCGCACAUUUUGAAAUGUCAGAUUAUUAUUUGAUUUUUAGCUGAGGUGCAUUUUAUAAAACGUCCAAUAUUCAUUAUAUGAAUUUCGCAAUAUCGCCUUUGGGACUUUUCCAAGGAGAGGGAAAUAUUUGUGUUAGAAGCAACUGAAAAUUACAUGCCAGUAAAGUCUGUAUAAUAUGCCGUAUUCAAGACUCUAGUGUGAAAUUUAACGGCUAAAGUGCACUUAAUACAGAGGAAGAAAAAUAACGUCAAAUUUAAAGUAUGGAGUAAGCGAAAGAAUAUUCAGAUUAGACACAUGGCAGCGUGUUUGAAGUUUGGAGCAACAAAAGCGAAUUUAUUGCGAAUGUAAAAAGAAAUAUGAACAAAUGACAGUAAAUAAAAUACCUUCAACAACGAAAAUAAAAAUGUAUACUAAAGGCCAGUUCAAGAAGUAACUAAGUGCUUGUUUUGCGUGUAAAGGAGAAGAAAAGACAACAACAACAAAUCAUAUUCAGAAAACAACAACAAAGAAAAGGAGAAAACAAUGUUUUUAAGAAAAAUGUCAGUUGUAUGCAAUCGCCGAGUUCUAAUGAUGUUGUUUUACUUCCAUCUGGUGCUUCUUGGAGUUAUUUUGAUAAUUGCUUACGACAUAAACACGUCGCCGAAAGAAACAGAAUAUCUUAAAGCAUAUAACCGUUGGAAAGCAAUUAGGGACGACUUUGAUUCGUACAGUAAACAACGUGCGCAGAAAGACGCUUAUUUGCAAAUUCGAGGCCGACAGAUGGACGCAGUGGCGGGGUUUGAUCUGCUGAAUGGAGACAGCAACGAUAAAAUCAAACUAUCAAACAACGGGAGUGUGGAUGAAAGGGUGUAUGCAUCUAGUGCAAUCAAUCCGUUGAAUUUCAUACCCAAAGUGCCUGAGUAUUCGCAGUCUGACAUUGUGCCAUAUCUAUCGUCUAACAUAACGCGGAAAUAUUUAGCAUUGCCAAGAGCUAUCUUUACACACAAAAUAGUAAUACUGACUCCUGUAUGUGAUGUUGCCCAUGUAUUGAAUAAUUAUAUGAAACAAUUGGCAAAAUUGAGCUAUCCACAUGAUUUAUUGUCGGUUUAUUUAGGCGAAGAUAGCAGCACCGAUCGAACUUUAGAUAUGGCAACUUUGAUAGCAGACGACUUGAAAUCUAAUUAUGGUUUUCAUGACGCAGCGGCGUACCAUUUCAAUUUUUCCGGUGGCGUCCAUGGCGCAUGGGGUGACGUCCACCAUAGGGCAAGUCAGUAUGAAAGGCGCGCGCAUAUAGCCAAAUCCAGAAACAUGCUUCUUAAAAUUGGUCUUGCACGUGGAGAAUUUGAUUACGUAUUAUGGAUCGACAGCGAUGUCAAACAACUUCCAGCAGAUCUGAUACAGCAGCUACUUUUCGCUAAAAGUGACGUUGUUGUCCCCUCAUGUUUGUUUCAGAGUGGUGAUUAUAAACGGACGUUUGAUAAAAAUUCUUGGCGGGAAACUCCUGCUUCUAUUGAGGAUCAGGAACACUUGCCUAAAGAUAUAUUAAUAGUUGAAGGAUACAGCAUAUCACGGAGGAUAUAUUUACCAGAUUUAAAGGCGGAGGGACGAAUUGUACGUUUAGAUGGUGUUGGGGGUUGUGCCUUGUUAAUUAAAGCAAGUUGCCAUAGGCGGGGCCUCAAGUUUCCGGAGAGAGUCUAUACCCAUCAUAUAGAGACUGAAGGGUUAGCGAAAAUGGCUGACCAUAUGGGAUUUACUGUGGUUGGAGUCCCAUUUGUGGAAGUCUUUCAUAAUUAAACUUUAACUUGCUUUAAAGUCAUACAUUCCAGUUAGCCAAAUGUCAUAUUAGCAUUUAUAUGUUUUUAUGUUAAAAAUCAAUCACAUUUCAUACGAAUUAUGCAAACAAGAGGUCUAAAACAUUAUUUAUAAGUAAUUUGACGUAAUACGUAUAUAACGUGAAAUUUUAAGUACGUAAAGAACGACAGAUGUGAAAAAAGGUAGUUUGACAAUGGUUUUUCUACCAAUUCGUAAUCUGUAUUUAUAUAAAUGAAUUCACUCAGUAUAUAUUAAUUAUGAACAAACUUUCCAUUUCUGAAGAAAAACUCACAGAAACAUUUGAUGAUUAUUUAUUAAAAUAAUGGGUAACUCCAUGGAGUGUUCUUUCGUUGAAAUGCAGUUGUCAGCCGAGUCUCUGUCACUGGGUGUUUCGCACCUUAUUUAGAUCUGCAGAUGGCGGUACAUAUAGUGUUGAUCAGUCAUUAUACCAUCUACACUCACUGCUAAGUUGGUUCACUGCCUCGUUGCCAAGUCAGCUGGACGAUGUUUCUGCACUUUCCAACGAUAGUUCUAGUCAAACAGUCACGUGUAGUUCAUAAAUUUGUUAGGCGUUAUUUUAAAGAAUACCUUUGUUAGUGUGGUUUCAAAACGGUUUGUUCAGAUCAGCGUGUCCCCCGUCGUGGUCGUUCGGUCUUUCGUUAAUAUCUGGUUGGAUAAGUCUUUUUUAUAGAUGAAUGUUUUUGUUGUUGGUGGAUUUAACCUAUUGUUGACAAUUAUCCCCAUCAAAAUGAUGUUAAAUGUCUAAAUAGCUUUGACUUUUCUGAACAAAAAACCGACAGCUAAGAGUAUUAAAUUUGGUUAUUUUACAAAUAAGUUAACAACUUGUCAUUUGGUAAUAAAGGUUUGUUCCCUCGUUUUUCAGUUGCAAUGCUCAUUUCCCCGAGAGAAUUUUCAUAUAUCAAUAUCAUCAACAAAAAUGCAUGUGUUAGUAAUGUUAUAGUUGUAAUACUAAGCCCCAUCUGUCAGUUCUAUAGUUUUUCUUAAUGGCAUUCUGUUAUAGAUGCCACACGAAAGUCUGUCAUUUGUUGUGUCUUAAUUAUUGUUUAUAUAUGCAAUGAUUGUUGUUCUCUCUCACCAUGUUAGAGUAUUUUGUUAUAUACUUGGUUGAUGAACAGAAAAAGAGAUAGAGGCACCUAUGUGAUCACUGAUAAAUACAAGGGUUAUUUUUGUUAAUGUCUGUCAGUUGUGUAUGUUAUAUAAAAGCGUCACGGAGAUAAUACAUACAUUGGUAAUGUUACAGUUAUAAAUGUAAGCCGUUUUCUAUUUUUAAUGAAAUUUUAUUAGCAAAUAAUCAAGUCUUUCCAGUAGUUUGUCAUCAAAUUUAUCACAGUUCAGACGCACAGAAAUUGAAUAUCUAAGCAAUUGAUGAACCGUGGUAAAUUAAACUACAAACCAUAAAAAACAUUGAUUGUUUUCAUUCUUACAUGUUCAUUGAAAUUUUUUAUAAAAUUAUGCAGGGCUUCAUUUAUCCAGAUAGUAAUGAACCGCACGUCCUGCGGCAAUUUGACGUCACAACUGACGUCAUACUGCUCUUAACGGUCCGCGCGUCAAACGUUGUUUAUCGCAGAAUAUUCAGAGUUUUCAUGAUCUUCUUCUUUGUUUAACUGGCAAUCAAAUUGAACCAUGUUAGAAAGUUCAUUUGUAAGUGCAUGUCUUUGAAGCGACUUAAUCAUUGUUUAUUAUACAGCUCUUGCCAUUUCCUCGCUGUGUUUCUUACUUUUUAUGUAUAAAUUACUGUACACAACUGAAAGAGAGAUAAAUACAUACUGUACAUUUUACUUCAAAGAAGACAGAAACUGCAAUACUUUUUUACAAUACAUUCCAUUGUAAAUCACCAUUCCAUAAUUGUCACACAUACCUUUAAUGUUUAAUGAGAAUGUUAUGGCGGAGGCACUGUAUAGUUAAGGUAGCAUGUCACGAUCUCACCUUAACAAACUUUCGUCAUUCGUGAAAAUCAGGUUUUUUUCUAUCAUCAUAAAUAUUAUUUUAGUCGAGUUGAUCGAGUUAAAUACAUUUUUAUCACAUGAUUUUUACAGAAAAUUAGACAUUUAUACAGACUUAUUUACUUAAUUGUCAGACAUAUUUUAAUAAAGAACACGUGUAAAAUAUAAAGUUAUGCUACCAUCUUAUGAAGAAAAUAAAUGUGUAGAUAUAUAACCAGA
Messenger RNA from Mercenaria mercenaria, 4622 nucleotides. RefSeq lists its product as uncharacterized. The record is from RefSeq and is a predicted model, not a curated record. The transcript is spliced from 2 exons. Gene Ontology annotation, molecular function: alpha-1,6-mannosyltransferase activity. Gene Ontology annotation, biological process: cell wall mannoprotein biosynthetic process; protein N-linked glycosylation. Bases 1171 to 2421 code for a protein of 416 amino acids. NCBI's taxonomy places the organism in Eukaryota, Metazoa, Mollusca, Bivalvia, Venerida, Veneridae. Gene Ontology annotation, cellular component: mannan polymerase complex.